Cygnus atratus (black swan) is the source of this 330-nucleotide messenger RNA. Its product is annotated as parvalbumin, thymic CPV3. The transcript is spliced from 4 exons. Gene Ontology annotation, molecular function: calcium ion binding. The record is from RefSeq and is a predicted model, not a curated record. Gene Ontology annotation, cellular component: nucleus; cytoplasm. Bases 1 to 330 code for a protein of 109 amino acids. Lineage: Eukaryota; Metazoa; Chordata; Aves; Anseriformes; Anatidae.
AUGAGCCUCGCAGACAUUCUAAGCCCUUCUGACAUUGCUGCUGCUCUGCGGGACUGCCAAGCUCCAGAUUCCUUUAGUCCCAAAAAAUUCUUUCAGAUCAGUGGGAUGUCUAAAAAGAGCAGCAGCCAGCUCAAGGAGAUCUUCCAGAUUCUCGACAAUGACCAAAGUGGCUUUAUCGAGGAAGAUGAGCUCAAGUAUUUCCUUCAGAGGUUUGAGUGUGGAGCCCGAGUGUUAACUGCCUCAGAAACCAAGACUUUCUUGGCAGCUGCAGACCAUGAUGGGGACGGUAAAAUUGGGGCUGAAGAAUUCCAGGAAAUGGUGCAAUCUUAG